AGCUCUAGUGUGCGCCGGCCUUUAGUGGCAUCGCCACUUGAGUUCAGAUACAGCCAGAUAAUUUCAACUGAUCGGUCUCAUAUUUGUGGCCGGUGACGAAGAGAAUUUAUUCAAAAGCACUUCACUCAUCAGAGAUAACCGACAAUAGUCAUCGGCGGCGAACGUCGGUAACAUUUGAGAACCAGACUUGAUUGCGGAACAGGAAAUGACUAAUACCAAGAAAAACAGGAAGACAAAUUAAAGUGAUCAUUCAAAGAGGUUCUACAGUACACCGUUGACAUGGGAGCAGCAACAACAGAAAACGAGUCUUCACCAACCACCAAAAUUUGUAUCCCAGAUAUCACUGUCAUAGACAACUCAGAUUACAAAUUCGUUCCAAAGAAACGAAAGAACCGGGCCAGAAAAGUAUCGAUAUUAAUAUGUGCGAUUACAGCUCUAUUAGUACUCGCGUUCUGUAUCGCUAAAGGAAAAGAAAUUGUGUACAAGCUUGAUGCGACACAGUGCAACACUAAUGCAACAAAUGAAUGCUAUAUCAGAGAAGAAAUCCAAUCGUUUCCAGCCUUGUUAUCAACAGCGUUGAGUUUAUUCGGCGUCGUUCUUGGUACACUGGUCGAUCGCUUAUCGCUUGCGGCUGAAGAAAGAUUUCAUGUGCAAGAGCGCUACGGCGGAAGUUAUAAGAAGAUGUUCAAAGCUUGCUUCAGUGGUAUCUCUUGGCUUCCAGUCAUCGCUUUAAUGCUCCUUGCCGCUGUAAUUGUUGUCAUUCUUAUCGCCUCAAAUCCUUCGUUUGAACUCAGGUACGUUGUGUAUGUUUUCAGUGGAGUCGGUGUGGGUCCACUAAUUAUGCACUUGCUAAAUCUAAACACACAAUCUGAGGUUCAUAUUUCCACGAUCCUCGAGAAAAGAGAGAUGUAUGUAGCCAAUGGACUGGCAUGGUCCUAUUAUUUUAACUACCUCAGCCAGGCACUUCCGAAUUUUACGCAAGCCAUAAACAACUAUCGUAGACAACUCUCCUUAAAAAAAUUGAUCUUGCUCAUACCUCAUGAUUGUAACAUGAGAGAUUUGAAUCAACUCGACCAAAAAAUUGAAAGAUUGCCUGACACUGGAAACGAUCAAGACCCUUUCCAUUUUCCAAUUUAUUGCCUGACAACCGAAGACAACAAUAAAAAGUAUUUCGCCAUACAAUACGUAAAGUAUCCUUUAAGAACUUUGAGAGAAAUGAGACUACUGGAAGACGUCCGUGCGGUAAAGAAAGAGACUUGUGAGAAGGAAGUAGAAUUGCUGUGUCGAACACUGUUUGAUAUUCUGGAGGACCCACCGAACCAAGCCUUUAAAGGAAUGUGCUUACUCGCUCCCAUUACAGCAAAACGUUUGGAGAAUUUAGAAAAUGGAGGACUUGUGAAGUGUAUCAUGAGGGUUGUUCAACAUUCGGGAAGUACGCAAGUUGAUGGUGCCCCUGGGUUUAUAGAAGCUAAGGAAAGUUGCUUGUCCAAGCAAUUCAAUGAGGCUAAAGACAGAAAGGAAAAGAAAGGCAAAGAAUUGAGAGAAUAUAAAGGUGAGACAUCCCAUCAAACAGAAAUGGAGGCUCUCAAAGCUGCUGAGAAUCAUCAUUCAUCCGAUACAUAUGAAUAUUCAUUGGAUGGAGAUCACUCAGAGCCAGUGACUCACAGGGCUACAGUCCACACUAUGGGUGUAAUGAAGAAAACAAGCAGCUCGUCCAACGUUGUCCAAGAUAAGGGUAAAAACAAGAAGGGGGAAGAAUUGAGAAGAAAAUAUAAAAGUGAAGCAUCCAAUCAAAUAGAGCUACAAGACCUUAAAACUUGCGAGGAUCACGAUUCAUCAGAAGAUGAUACAUACUAUACAUUGAAUGAAGGUGAAUCAGAGCCAGUGAGUCAAAGAGUUGGAGUUAUGGCGAACAGUGCAAACAACAGAAGCUAUAGUUCUGGAAUGGAUGAUACUGCAGGUGGAUGUGUAUUGGAGGCCAACGAAGAUAUGACAGGCAUAAAACAAGAGCAGUCAGUGCUAUAAAAAGGCUAGAUUUUAAAAUGAAUGGAAGCCAAAGAAAAAAACAUAGCAGGAAUUGACCAUAAAAUGCAUUAAAUACAAUAAAUACAUAACAAUAAUCAAAUCUAUACAUAGAAAGCACUAGUGUUAAAAGAACAAUCGUAAUUUUAUUAGGUUAUGCAAAAGCUGUGCACUGUGUUUAUUGUUUUGUAUCUCAAUGAACAUUUAAAACAAAUAUUUUAAACUUUUCUCAUCAUUUACAUCACCAGAAAGACUUUGUAUACUGUAGACUAAUAUUUGACCUUUGCAAGGCCAUAUUUUCCGCACUUUUUAACAUUAUAUUUCGCUGCUAAAAUUUUUAUUUCUACUAGUUCUAGUCCCGGACGUAUUCUCUUUCCAGAAAUAUACUAUUGCUGGAAAUGGGGAAAAUUUUCAAAGAGUAAGAGUAACACCCCCUGUCCAGAAAGAAGAGAAAAUUUUGAGUUUAAAGAACUCAAAUACCUCCAAAAAUGAAGGAAAGCAUUAUAAUGCUGCUAUAAUAUUCAAAUUAUACACUCACGGAAUACAUCCAGCCAUUUGAUCUUGCAUCAUCCACAAGUCCUUUCGUAGUUUGGCUGCUAAUUUGUGAUCCUUAAACACAACAAUAAUCAAAAUAGAAGUUAGUUACUUUAAACAUAUAUAAAUAUAACAUUUACAGUUUAUUUUGUGCACCUCCUGAGAUUAAUCAAUUAUUUGCACAUGGUUGAUGAGGGAACUAUCAUAAAGAAGAAAAUAGGUGGGCUGGGAAAACCAUAUAAAAUUACAUGGUCAUCUGCAUUUUUGGUGGCCUAUCCCUUGAGAAUUGUCCACCCUUUUCACUUUAUGACCUGUCCCUAAGGCGACUGACGGUUAUUAUACACGCUGUAUCAUAAUUAAGUACGUAACUUUAGGAAGAUCCAAUAGGCUCUUGAGCGCAAAAGAAUUCAGACUCCUCACUUCAUCAUCAAAAACUCAGAAUAUGACACAACUUAUAAUUUUAUACAUGAAAACUGUGAGUAAU
Molecule: messenger RNA, 3040 nt
Organism: Dendronephthya gigantea
Lineage: Eukaryota; Metazoa; Cnidaria; Anthozoa; Malacalcyonacea; Nephtheidae
Product: stimulator of interferon genes protein-like
Exons: 1
Coding region: 280-2025 (581 amino acids)
Biological process (GO): autophagosome assembly; positive regulation of macroautophagy; reticulophagy
Cellular component (GO): endoplasmic reticulum membrane; autophagosome
Molecular function (GO): 2',3'-cyclic GMP-AMP binding; cyclic-di-GMP binding
Source: RefSeq, a predicted model, not a curated record